Aspergillus ruber CBS 135680 is the source of this 363-nucleotide messenger RNA. Its product is annotated as FKBP-type peptidyl-prolyl cis-trans isomerase. Lineage: Eukaryota; Fungi; Ascomycota; Eurotiomycetes; Eurotiales; Aspergillaceae. The record is from RefSeq and is a predicted model, not a curated record. The transcript is spliced from 6 exons. Gene Ontology annotation, molecular function: peptidyl-prolyl cis-trans isomerase activity. Bases 1 to 363 code for a protein of 120 amino acids.
AUGGGCGUCACUAAAAAAACUCUCCAACCCGGCAACGGCACCGACUACCCGCAAAAGGGCUCCAUGUGCGCCAUCGACUACACCGGUGCUCUUUAUGAUGCAUCCAAGGAUAAUAACCAUUUCAUGGGGAAGGAAUUCGACUCGUCGAGGAGUAGGGGUCCGCUUAAGGUGAACAUUGGUAUUGGGAGAGUCAUUGAGGGCUGGGACCAGGGUGUCCUCCAGAUGAGUCUCGGCGAGAAAGCUAUCUUGACAAUUUCCAGUGACUCUGCUUACGGUCCUCGUGGUUUCCCGGGUCUUAUCCCCGCGCACUCGGAUCUUGUUUUUGAGUGUCAUCUUGUUUCGGUUGACGGCAAGUCUAUCUAG